GCAAAGGACAAAAGAUCUUUCUCGAGUAUUUCAUUCUUACAAUCCAUAUGAUCACAAGACUGGUGAAAGACAACAAGUGUUAGUAACAGAAGAAUCCUUUGAUUCCAAGUUUUAUGUUGCACACAAUCGAUUCUAUGAGCAGGUUUUAGUGCCAAAGAACACCUCAUUCAUGGGGAAAAUGGUUGAAGUGGACAUUUAUGAAUCAGGAAAAUAUUUUAUGAAAGGGCAGCCAGUAUCAGAUGCCAAAGUAUACACGCCAUCCAUCAGCAAACCUUUAGCAAAGGGAGAAGUCUCAGGUUUAACAAAGGAAUUCAGAAAUAGGCAUGGGCAUCACCUGCGUUCAACAGCCCACUCGUCCGCUGCAACCCGGCAUGGCUCAGCGAGCUCCAGAGCCCUGCUGUGGGUGCAAAGGCUGCCCCGGGACCCUGCGCUGACCAUAUCUGUGGGCCUGGCUCUCUUUGCUCUUCUUUUUGCUUUUGUUGUCAAGCCAUCCCUACCGGAGCUUCUUGGCUUGCCCAGGAAGAGGACUGAUGACACCCAGGGCCUGAAGCCCCCAUGGAGAUCACCACGCAUGAGCCCAGGAUAACUCUCCUUGUAGCAGGAAUGCAUGCAAACAUUCACCAACCAAAAGGUCGCCAA
This is a messenger RNA of Galeopterus variegatus (Sunda flying lemur), 639 nucleotides long. RefSeq names its product threonylcarbamoyladenosine tRNA methylthiotransferase-like. Lineage: Eukaryota; Metazoa; Chordata; Mammalia; Dermoptera; Cynocephalidae. Bases 170 to 586 code for a protein of 138 amino acids. The transcript has 6 exons. The record is from RefSeq and is a predicted model, not a curated record.